AUGUCUUGCUUUGACUCCACGCUUGUGGUGGAAACAGACGCAGUGAAGGAUUUCAAGCUUCCCCACACACGGCAGAUGAUUCUUGUGAAGAAUGUGUCUUCUAUCCAGAGUUCCCCAUUUCCCAAGUAUCUCCAUGUGUUUGGUAGAAGCUGUAUGUCCUAUCAGCUUGCUCCAUUCAAGUUGCUCAGAACUUUUGAGUACAGCGAAGAUGUGAUGGAUGCAGUGGCCAUCCGAGGCAAGAUGGCUGUUCUCUCUAGAGACUCGAUAGUUGUCUGGAACAAAGGGAAAGAGCAAGUUAUUGCAGGGAAGUUUGAUGGAAGACUCUCAGAAGUAGACGGGUGCCUCGGAGUUCAGGAACGGGCCAAGUUGUCGGUGUAUUCGUUGGAGACGUUGGAGGUGAUGAAGGUGUACAAGGCAAAUGCCCACUGUUCAAUAAGAGACGUGCUUGUGACAUCUCUGGAUAAUCUGGUUUCUUUGUACUUCAAGGGGGGAAAGAUACUUGAGAUUUCGAUGCCGGAGGCAAUAUGUAAGCUGUGCACCGACCCACUACUUACAAACAUAUACUGUGGAACAGGUAGUGGAACCAUAUUCUGCUGCAACACAAGCAAUGGAGAGCCAAGUAGUAUGAAGUACCAUAGAAGCCAGGUUGUGGGGCUGGGCAUAAGUUUCUGUGGAAAGUACUUGUACUCUGCAGACAUGGAGGGUCUUGUGUGCAUAUGGGAUACAAAGUUCAACACGGUGGUUGGAAAAGUGUCCAUGGAGUCGGAAAUAAGGAGGAUGAAAGUGGUAUAUGUCUCCGAGUGGAGAAAAGCUCUGGACACGCCAGAGGAUGAUCUAAUAAUUCCAGGGGGGACAACAAAAUAA
Encephalitozoon intestinalis ATCC 50506 is the source of this 864-nucleotide messenger RNA. RefSeq lists its product as uncharacterized. The coding region runs from base 1 to 864 and encodes 287 amino acids. Gene Ontology annotation, molecular function: protein binding. Lineage: Eukaryota; Fungi; Microsporidia; Unikaryonidae. The transcript has a single exon. The record is from RefSeq and is a predicted model, not a curated record.